This is a messenger RNA of Schistosoma bovis, 1646 nucleotides long. The record is from the annotation of a GenBank genome assembly. Lineage: Eukaryota; Metazoa; Platyhelminthes; Trematoda; Strigeidida; Schistosomatidae.
AUGAAAGCCUUCAUUGAACGCAAAGAAAGUUCUUCGGAUUUGCUGAGCAGAUACAAAGCAAGAAAAAUGUUAGGAGUUGGUGAAUCGUCUGGUAAUGUCGUUUCUUCAAAGGUGACGCAACUACUUGGCGAUUCUAAUGAAGCAAAACUAGAUAUUCAAGAUAUUCCAUGUAUACACUGUUGGAAUUAUCUGAUGGCUUUAUUGAUAUUAUUCUUUGGAUUACUGCUAAUAGGAUUUCCGACACCACAUAGUAACUGGUUUCUUCAAAGAUUAUUUCCAAUCUCAGAUAACUAUGAUAGUACAAUAUCAACUGAAUCUUGCAGUAUUCCAAGAGACUUUAAUAUUCAAUCCAUUUACAAGCAUCUUGGAUGUUUACAUUUAGUUAUUGCUUCAGGUAUGCUUUAUUCUCUUUUGAUGAUAAAAAUGAAUGGAAUCUAUGUAUCACAAUUAUUAUCGUCUGCUUAUUCAGCGACUUUUGUGACAGAUUCCUCAGUUAUGCACACCGAAGGCUAACCAUAUAUUUAACCUAGAAAAAUGCAUGUUUUGUGUCUCCAGAUUAAUAGUUUGUUUUCUUAACUCGAAUCAAUUUACGAUAACGCUCGAUGAUCAGCUGAUGCCAUCGAUAGUGACUACCUUGAUCCUAACAUGGUUGAACUCCAUCAGUCAUAAAUCCCAAAUAGAGUGUUAAAAUUUUUCUUGAACCUCGUCUCUACUGAGCCGUCAAUCAUAAAACCAAUAUCGUUUUUAUGGAAAUUGUUUUGAUUUAUAGAUAGUUUUUGUUUGUGAUCGAUAUCAACUCAGUCAACAUUAUCUUGCUGCUUUUCAAGUAAACAAUAAUUUCUGACAUUGUAUUUGCUUCUCAGACGAAGCAUAUUUAAAAUGUAUUUUCUGUGUUUUUUAUCAUAUAAAAAACUACUAAGAAACACUUGGCAUUUUUAUAAAUUACUCUAAUGGAUUUUCGUUUUCUGAGCUAGACAGCUUAGUCAUAAAGCUUUCACUGUCCUUCUGAACAAUAUCAUCAGCAAAAACUGACAACCUGUCCUGACUAACUUGAUCUAGAAUAGUUAUUCUUGAACUUCUGAUUUCGCGAAUAAAUCAUUCUGCUAAGAGAACGAAACAAACAAAACCAACCGCCUGAGCUAAAAAUAUCAACCAUUUCAAUUUACAUUAUACACCAUGGUUUAGAUCGGUGUGUAUUUUGAUUAUGAAAAUUCUGCCAUAAAACAUAAGGGAAAGACAGUCAUAUAUGGUCAUACCAAUGAUAGAAAUAGUAAUAGAUUAUCAAUCUCUAUAAAUAAAUAAGAUGAAACUAACUCGGUAGAUGAAAAUCAGUAGAUUGGUAAAAUAAUUCAGUUAUUUAAUACUGUCAGUUUAGGGGUUGUGGAGAUUGUUUAGUUUUUGAUUGAGAUCAUAAGCCAUGACCAGUGGAGCUAAUCCGUGUCGGCUAGAAACAGGUGUCUACCUCAGUACAAUGGAAGAUGGUCUCGCAACUUCGUGGAUUGGUUGAGGUUAAACACUAACACCACUGGAUGCCGGCUCAGUGGCCCAGUAGGUUAUGCGUUCGCGUGCGAUACUGGAGACUCCCUGGUUUCGAAUUACGCGAGCGAGAUCGUGGAUGUGCAUUGCUAAGGAGUCCCACGAUAGGA